Ipomoea nil (Japanese morning glory) is the source of this 618-nucleotide messenger RNA. RefSeq names its product sm-like protein LSM36B. The coding region runs from base 160 to 441 and encodes 93 amino acids. Gene Ontology annotation, biological process: mRNA splicing, via spliceosome; maturation of SSU-rRNA. The record is from RefSeq and is a predicted model, not a curated record. Gene Ontology annotation, molecular function: RNA binding. The transcript is spliced from 4 exons. Gene Ontology annotation, cellular component: nucleolus; P-body; sno(s)RNA-containing ribonucleoprotein complex. Lineage: Eukaryota; Viridiplantae; Streptophyta; Magnoliopsida; Solanales; Convolvulaceae.
CAAAAAAAAAAAAAAAACUGUUUCGCUCCCAAAUAAACCCUAGAAGUAUUGGAUUCGAAAUUCAAAACCCUAGCUCCGUCGAAAUCCCGCUAGUCUUCUCUCUCGCCUCGGUAUCUUCAUCGACUCUACAUCCUCAGUAUUAGCAAAAACUUAGGCAAAAUGAGUGGAGCUGCAGCAGGAGAGAGAGGCUCAACAACCACUAAAACUCCAGCUGAUUUUCUAAAAUCUAUCCGUGGACGUCCUGUGGUUGUGAAAUUGAACUCGGGUGUUGAUUAUCGAGGCAUUUUAGCGUGUUUAGAUGGAUACAUGAAUAUUGCAAUGGAGCAAACAGAAGAGUAUGUUAAUGGACAACUGAAGAACAAGUAUGGGGAUGCCUUCAUACGAGGAAACAAUGUACUCUACAUCAGCACAUCGAAGAGGACAUUGGCUGAGGGGGCUUAGUGCUUGGCUUACAUUUUGUCAAGAAUUUCAAGCUGGAUUAGACCCCAAUGUUUUCAAAUUCAGUAAUAUAAAUUGUGUUUUGUAGAGUUUGGAGUUAAUGUUGGAUGGAACACUACCCCUUUUGGUAGCUUCUGUAGCUUGCAUGACUGGAUUAAGAUAUUCAAAUGCACGUUUGUA